Molecule: messenger RNA, 2137 nt
Organism: Otolemur garnettii (small-eared galago)
Lineage: Eukaryota; Metazoa; Chordata; Mammalia; Primates; Galagidae
Gene: DBF4B
Product: DBF4 zinc finger B
Exons: 13
Biological process (GO): regulation of cell cycle phase transition; positive regulation of nuclear cell cycle DNA replication
Cellular component (GO): nucleus; Dbf4-dependent protein kinase complex
Molecular function (GO): protein serine/threonine kinase activator activity; zinc ion binding; nucleic acid binding
Source: RefSeq, a predicted model, not a curated record
GCCGCAGCUGCCUAGAGAAUGAUACUGUCGUUGCACGGGGAUAACUAGGACUCGGAAAUCCGAGAGAAUUUAUGGAGCUCAGAAAUGUAAUACGGAGGCCUUGAGGAAGGAAUACGGAGGCCGAGAAGGAGCUUGGAAUAUGACGAACAAUUACCUUGAACUGGAGGAUUCCAUGGCUGAGAGUAGGCUGCGGGCUCCGGACGUAGGGUUUCAGCUAAGAGUUUCCCAUUGUCUGGAAAAAUGCCACAGGAGCUCAUGGGAUGCUGGGAGGCAGCCCUUUUCUGGAAAGUCCUUUUACUUGGAUCUGCCUGCUGGCAAAAAACUCCAGUUUUUGACAGAGGCCAUUCAGCAACUGGGUGGGGUAAUUGAGGGUUUUCUGAGCAAAGAAGUAAGCUACAUUGUGUCCAGCCGCAGAGAAGCAAAGGCAGAGAGUGGUAGGACAAGCCUCAGAGGCUGCCCCAGCCCCAGCAAGAUCAGAGUGGACAUAUCUACCAUGGUUGAUCCAAAAGGCAGCCACAUGAGGCCUUCACAGAAACCUAUAGACUCGGUGCCAAUGAGCAGAGGGAAGGAGCUGUUAUGGAAGGCCAUCAGGAACCAGGGGAGCAGCAGUGGAGAAGGCAGUGGGAGCAGCAGCCAAGGCCUUCUGACCAAGGCCCGCUCCUGGGGAGUGAGGAUUCUGCACGUGGACGAAAUGCUGAUGCACGUGCAGCAGCUGUCUCUAGGUCCUUUAUGUGUGAAGAAACAAGAGCCAAAGAAACCAGAGGGAACACGUCCAGCAGCAGAGUCAAGAACGCGGAAAGUGGCCAGACUGAAGGCACCGUUCCUCAAAAUUGAAGAUGACAGCAGGAAGUUUCGUCCUUUCCAUCAUCAGUUUAAAUCCUUUCCUGAAAUUUCUUUUCUGGGACCCAAAGAUGCAAGUCCCUUCGAGGCCCUGAUGACCCCAGGCAGCUCGCAUCACACCAGAGAACCCAAGGACCAAGAGCCAAGCCUGCGAUCAGCUACCCACACUGUGCCCAGGAGGAAGAAGGGGUACUGCGAGUGCUGCCAAGAGGCCUUUGAGGAGCUCCAUGUGCAUCUUCAGAGCACCCAGCACAAGGGUUUUGCCCUCAAAGCCUAUCCAUAUGCAGAAGUUGACCGUAUCAUUGCCCAGCUCAGCCACGGCCUUGCAGACAUCCCCUUCCAGCCCAGCCUCCCCAGGUGGUCAGGUUCCCCAGUUUUUGAUUAUGACUCUCUCUGUCCUGAGACUGUGCCCCCCAGCCAGCCCUUCCAUCCCAAGGCAGCAUCUCCCAGGAUGAAGAAAGAAGAUAACUGGCAGGUUCCACGCACCCCAGAGCAGGAUGGGACAGUGGGCAGCAUGAAGACACCAGCUGAACCUGCAGCUACUGGCAAGGUGCCCAGACAAGCAGCAAGCUUCCAGGAGCUGGGGGGGUCAGUUACUGUGUUCGUAGACCCCCCAAGGACAUCAGAGCAUGGGAGCCCUGUUUGUCAGAGCCUCUCAACCAGCUCCAGUUUUACAGACUUCUCUUCUGGCCCAGACGUGGCACUUGUUGGCCAUAAGCGAAAGGUUGAGUUCCCCAGUGGCAAUGCUGAGAAGAGACCAGGGGCCUCCUGGCCACAGGCCUCAUUUUUUGUCCCAAGAGCCCCCAGUCCCUGUAUCACCAGGACAACCAUUGAUGGGCAGCUUCUGUCUCUUUCCCUUCCAAGCCAUGAGUCCAGGCGUCCUGCCUCCCUCCUACCUUUGUGCCACCUACAGACUGGCCUCUCCCUCCCACACUCUUUCUCCUGGCAGCCCACAGACAGACCAGCAGAGUUCUGGGCCACACAGUCCCCCUGGCCUAGGGGAGGCUGGUGCCCAGGGUCUAAGGAUUCUGAUUGUACAGCUCCUGGCCCUAUAUCUUAGCAGCUUGGCUGGCUCCCCAGCUGCUCCAUAGCCCCAGGCCAGCCAUCAGCCCACCUGUACUCAGCUGCUAGUGCACAACUUCCAGUGGGCACAUCUGUUUCUCUUCUGCCCACUGCCAGCCAGUAGGGGAGCCAGCGCUCCCAGUGGGUCUGGGUCUCCCAGCCUCUCCAAGUGCCCUCCCUCCCUGUCUCUCAGCCCCAGUCCCAGCUCUGUACAGGCAGAGAGCUGUUCCUAUGA